GAUCAUGCUUGAAAGUUGUUUGUUGUUAUUCGAAAUGUGUGAUUUUUCACAAAAAGUAUUAAGGAUAUUUGUUUAAAGGAAUACUUUAAAUUACUUUGUGUGCCAUUUCUUUUUCUUGUAUUUAUUUGGUAGCACAGUUAAUUUCAGGUGAUUGUAUGGCAGUUUAAGGAAACAGUUCUGAAUAUUAUGGAAAAUUCACAGCAAUUGGGAGCUAUAUUUCAGGAAUUGUGUGCGACAUGUGGAUCCCCUUCAAAAUAUCGGUGCCCAAAAUGCUCUGUGCUCUCUUGCUCUUUGCAAUGCGUGAAUGCUCAUAAAGAAGAGAAUUCUUGCAAUGGGGUUCGAGACGAAACAACUUUUAUACCUGUGGAGGAAUACAGAGAAAAAGAUUUCCAAAGUGAUUAUCACUUUUUAGAAGAAGUUACUCGGAAAAUUGACAAUGCUCACAGGGCAAAGAAAAAUCACGGCUGCCUUAAUUAUUUACCUAUUAAUUUGUUUCGGAUGCAAAGAUCUGCUCGAAUGCGAGGCACAAAUCUAAGAAUUCUACCUUGUGUUUUUUCAAAAAGGAAAAAAAGUACAACUUAUUACAGAUAUCAUGACAGGAAGAUAUUUUGGGCUAUUGAGUGGAAGUUUCCUCAGAUCGAUUUGGAACAUUUUGAUGAAAGAGUGGAUGAAGAAGAGUUGCUGGGAAAAUGUUUAGAUAAAUUUUUAUUGCCACAAGGCUCUGCCGAUGAAGAUGAUAAAUUUUGCUUAUUAUCAAUCAAUGGGUCAUAAAGGAAUUGCCGUCUUAAUGAAAGAUGAAUAUGCACCUGCUAAUGUACUCAGGUUUCAUCAACUGAAACAAACAAAGAGUUUAAAGGAAAAUUUUAAGGGCAAAAAAAUAAUUGAAUUUCCAACAUUUCUUGUUGUACCAAAAAUGCAUUUAUGUGCAUUUAAUUUGUUUAAGAAAGAGAAAGAAGAAAGUUGAAAGUUUUUCUGGCAUUUUUGGACAUUUGUGUUGUGUAAAUAAAUUUUACUUUUUUUACAAAGUCAUAUGGGAAUAUUGAACUGUUUCAGA
Molecule: messenger RNA, 1054 nt
Organism: Uloborus diversus
Lineage: Eukaryota; Metazoa; Arthropoda; Arachnida; Araneae; Uloboridae
Product: box C/D snoRNA protein 1-like
Exons: 9
Coding region: 187-771 (194 amino acids)
Biological process (GO): box C/D snoRNP assembly; snoRNA localization; maturation of LSU-rRNA from tricistronic rRNA transcript (SSU-rRNA, 5.8S rRNA, LSU-rRNA)
Cellular component (GO): pre-snoRNP complex; nucleus
Source: RefSeq, a predicted model, not a curated record